CACCGUCACUAAUGGUUUCUGCUAAUUUCAAAUGCUCCGAUCAGUGGCUAUAUUAAGGCUUUGAAUAAGGUCAGCAAUGAAUAGCUUUGUUCCCAGCACCAUAUCCCAGUGGCAAGAGAGCUGCAUGUGCCUUUGACGAAGAGGGAAAAGCAAAGGACAGUAGGCUUGAAUUUCUGUAGUGUGCAUGAGUACAAGCUCAAAUCUGGUGCAAAUGGCUGAAAACCCCGAAGACCCCCUUGCAUUGUUGGAGAUCCUGGAAGUGUUAGGUGCAUGCCGUGGGAGCGUGUCGUACGCGGAUAUUUGCGUUUAUCUGAGUGGACGCUUCAGCCUGCAGCCGCUUCUAGAUUUACGGAGUCUCUUGUACUCCACCGCAUGUAGAGACCCCUGCUUCCCUGCCACCCUCUUCCGAGAGCGACUUCACCCGCCCUGCAGCAACCGGCUCUCGGCGACCGCCGAUGUCGUCUCCCUGUUCAACCUCCUCAUGCACACCCGCAUGGCUCCUACAUACACUCAGAACCUUCAGUCUUUGACGCCCUGUCAGGUCUGUGGGAAGGGAUUUGUGCGUUAUGACUGGCCGGCCGCCUUACCCGUCACAGGAGGAGGCACUGCCUCUGAGGACUGUAAAUAUGAGAACCUCCCUUGUGAAGCGUUCAGUCAUAACACAGAGGCUUCACACGCUCAGACCACCUCCGCGUUGGUCGCUCAGCCUCACUCACGCAUGCACAACCGGGACAGCAUGCAGAACGCGUAUUCUGGGGACAUUUCCAUUGACGUGGUCAAUCAGGAGGCUGGCAAGCCGCUGGCGACCAAUCAGGGAACCCGCGUCGCUCGUUCCUGCUCCCAGAAGAGGAGUGCCUUUAAAGAAGGGCUCCAAAAAAUUCCACUCAUAUCCGUGGAAGGCGACGGCCAAUGGACCCAGGGCCAAAGCCCAGAUGGACCAAGAUUGGAUAGUGAGGACCUGCUUUACGCUCCCAAAAAGAACCCUUAUCCAGACCCUGCAAUAUAUGCAAACGACCAGCACAACCCAGCAUCACAUGUGCAUGAUCAUUUGUACGCUCAUUCGAACGCACCUGAACCGGAUGCACACAUGGCCGACUCGCAAUCGUAUGAAGAUGCCUCGAACCCCUAUGACCCUCAGACUCAGUGGCGUCAGGCGAAGCACGAGAGUUUGAACGAGCUCCAGACUUCCACCUACUUUGGCCCUUCGGUCUCCAGCGAAAAGCACCAAACCCCUGCUCUUCAAAUCAAAAGCCACAGCUUGGACAUCGACAGCAGGACGGCGGACGAAAGACCUGAGCCGGAAACGACCGGGUUGCAGAAACCCAGAUCAGAGCGGUCUGUCUUAGAGAAGUCUGGAUUACGAAAGCCAGGAUCUGUUAAACUUAGCAUCGACGGAUCAAGCUUCGACAUUCCCGGUUUUGAUCCUUGCAUCGUCAAUUCGGUGCGGGAUACCUUCAAGCGACUGAGCGGCAUGAGUUUGGACACAUGGUACGAUUGGUCACCGAGCAUUGAGGGCAUGGUUAGCACAGGCACCCAAACGGAGCCUGCAGAUCGGCGCGCUUUACGAAGCAUCAUGCUUGCCGAUAAACUCUCCAUCGACAACCCUGACAUCGACGAGGACGACAUCAGUGCCAUCUUCCGUUUUCUAGACGACAUUAGCAUGUGUGGCUCCAUGGCAGUGCUGCCAGGGGAAGGAGGCGGGGCCCAGGAAGGGGGCGGGGCCGGGCUGCCAGAGAGGCGUGAACGUUUGGGAAAGUUACGGAGGUUGUUUCACUCUUUGGAGGCACCUGAGGAGGGCGUGAGAUGGGGCGUGGGGCGCCUGCUCCAACGAGUCACGGAGCUGGAGCAACAGCUAGAGCCGAUCGCGGAGCUACGUGAGAAGCUGGCCCUCGUGCUCUCCACGCUGAACCGUCUGGAAGAGCGGGAGCAAGUUGCAUGCCCACAUGUGCAUCAAAUGCACAUACAGCCACAGCUCACACCACGGCCUAGCCUACAGCAACAGCAGGGCUCCCCGAGGACCAAUUUAGUGGCAGAGGGCGUCAAUGAGGCAGCAGCAAAACGCAGACGGCUGUUUGUGCGCAGGACCUCCAGGAGCCACACAGAGAGCAGCGGAUCAGAAGCCCCCAGAGAGUGGAGCAUCAGCUUCAGCAAGGAGCCACACAUACAGUCUGUUAAGUCAGAUCAUUUAGGUGGAGUGCAUAAAAGAGAGGGCUCUGUAGUGCAGGAAGUGACGGGCUUUCACCUCAUGCCACCUGAGACCCACAAUGCACCACGGCGCACAUCUGUCCAUAGCACUACCCAUGUGACUGAACGCCCCAAAGUGACCUGGAGCCAAUCAGACUUAACACCGCUGGAUAAUCCAGUGAGAUUUUUGUUUGCACAAGGAGUCUGA
Molecule: messenger RNA, 2392 nt
Organism: Sinocyclocheilus rhinocerous
Lineage: Eukaryota; Metazoa; Chordata; Actinopteri; Cypriniformes; Cyprinidae
Product: UPF0258 protein KIAA1024-like
Exons: 3
Coding region: 185-2392 (735 amino acids)
Biological process (GO): negative regulation of TOR signaling; negative regulation of cell population proliferation
Cellular component (GO): plasma membrane
Source: RefSeq, a predicted model, not a curated record